CGAUCGCAGGCGCCAAGAACUCGAUUGCACCGAAAGAAGCAGCAGUGGUUAGUUGCACUCGAUCGAUCGCGUCAAGAACUGCAGCGCCACCGUACCAGUCCACCACCUGCGGCACCUCAGCUAGCCCGGGGAAGAAGAGAAGAAGGCCCGGCCGAGAGAGCGAGCGUAGCUAAUUAACUACAGUAGUCACCAUGAGGAUGCUGUUCCGCUGCUUCGUGGGCUCGGAGCCGGAGGAGGCCGGGAGCGGGAACGACAUGCCGGCGGCGAGGAAGAAGACGGUGCGGCGGAUGCGGAGCGCGACGGCGCGGUUGCGGUCGCUGUCGCCGGACGACCUGUCGCGGACGCUGGCCUCCUCGGGCCUGCACGCCUUCACCCUGUCGGAGCUCCGGUCCGCGACGCGCAACUUCUCCAGCAGCCACUUCAUCGGCGAGGGCGGGUUCGGCCCCGUCUACAAGGGCUUCCUCGACGAGCGGCUCCGCCCCGGGGAGCUCCCGCCGCAGCACGUGGCCGUGAAGUACCUCGACGCCGACGGGCCGCAGGGGCACCGCGAGUGGCUGGCGGAGGUGGUGUACCUGGGGAUGCUGAGCCACCCGCAUCUGGUGAAGCUCAUCGGGUACGGCUGCCAAGACGAGCAGAGGAUGCUCGUCUACGAGUACAUGGCCAGGGGCAGCCUCGAGCACCACCUCUUCAAGAAUCUGCUGUCGAGCCUGCCGUGGUGCACGCGGCUCAAGAUCGCGGUGGGCGCGGCCAAGGGGCUGGCGUUCCUGCACGAGGCCGAAACGCCGGUGAUCUACCGCGACUUCAAGGCCUCCAACAUCCUGCUCGACGCGGACUACACGGCAAAGCUGUCAGACUUCGGCCUGGCCAAGGAGGGCCCGCAGGGCGACGACACCCACGUCACCACCCGCGUCAUGGGGACCCACGGCUACGCCGCCCCGGAGUACAUCCUCACCGGGCACCUGACGGCGAAGAGCGACGUGUACAGCUUCGGCGUGGUGCUGCUGGAGCUGCUGACGGGGCGGCGCAGCGUGGACAAGCGGCGGCGCGGGCGGGAGCAGAACCUGGUGGACUGGGCGCGCCCGUACCUGCGCCACCCGGAGCGGCUGCACCGGGUGAUGGACCCCAGUCUCGAUGGCCAGUACUCCGGCAAGGCCGCGCACAAGGCCGCCAUGGUCGCCUACCACUGCCUGCACAGCGUGCCCAAGUCGCGCCCCACCAUGCGCGACGUCGUGGACGCGCUCGAGCCGCUGCUCGCCAUGUGCGCCGACGUGCCCGCGGGGCCCUUCGUCUACACGGUCCCGGAAGACGAGGCGGCGGCCGGCGCCGCGACGGCGGCCAGGAAGAAGUGCCUCGCGUCGGCCGUGCACGCCGAGAGCGAGCUGCCGGCGAGGAACCAACGGUACGCGAACUCGGUGGCCGGGCGCAAGAGCUCCUCGCCGAAGCAGAGCAGGGACCGGGGCGCGUGAGUGCGCGACGGAGCAGGCAUCAACUGAUCAACGUACGGUGGAUGCAUGCGUGUUAGGCUGUGCAUUUCUUCCUGACCAAAUUGUGAAGUGUAUAUAGGAUAGUGCCAGCAAGGUGUAAGCUUAAAUUGUUCGUUGAUUCAUUUUUUUUCUUGGUUAUGUCCUGCUCUGGAUAACCGAGAACAAAUUGUAUUCUAGUUAUUUUUUUAGGAAGAAAGGAUGUCCUUUUUUCCUUUACCUUUUUUGCACGCGCUACCAACUCUUGCUUCCGGAGAAUAAAAGGAAGAUAAGAUUAUUGUGCCA
Messenger RNA from Panicum hallii, 1766 nucleotides. Its product is annotated as serine/threonine-protein kinase RIPK-like. Bases 192 to 1466 code for a protein of 424 amino acids. Gene Ontology annotation, biological process: protein phosphorylation. The record is from RefSeq and is a predicted model, not a curated record. NCBI's taxonomy places the organism in Eukaryota, Viridiplantae, Streptophyta, Magnoliopsida, Poales, Poaceae. Gene Ontology annotation, molecular function: protein kinase activity; ATP binding. The transcript has 4 exons.